AUGGACCUCAUAAAUAGUCUUAAAAUUGAAGAGACAGAAGGAGAAGGAGAAGGGGAAGAAAAUCAAGAAUCAUUUAAAGAAUUGUUUGUCGGGAACAUACCUCCUACAGCGAGUGCAAGUGAUGUUAAAACCGUUCUUGAAAAGUAUGGAGAUAUAGUAAUUUUUCGAUGUGAAAUUAAACCCGAUAAAUUCUUUGGUUUUAUUGAAUUGAAAAAAUCCGAAGACGCUGAUAAACUUCUUAGAAGGGCAAAUUUUUCACCACCAGAAUGUUUAGGCAGAAAAUUGAGAAUAUCCAAGUCACAUAAUAAAAAAAAAAUCAGAAACCAAAAGAAAAAGAUCAAAUCCGAAAAUGAUCCCAAAUUUAAAAUUUUAUCAAUGGAACUUGGGAAUUGGGCAGGUCAAGAUCAAAAAAUAAACAGUUCAAAAAAGAAUGAUAAAAGGAACAAAAAAUCUAAAAAGGAAACAAAAAAUUGGACAUUCAUUUCUGAUUGGAAAUAUCCAAAAUAUUUUGAACCUCCUAAAUUAAUAAUAUCAAAACCCACGAAUUCCUUUUACAUAGAAGGGUUCUCGAAAAAGAGUGAGAAUGAUUCACCACCCGAAAUUAAUUUAAGAAGAGUAAAAAUUCCUUUCCGAAGUUUAUCCGAAAAUAAAAAGGGAGUUCUUUUAAACUACAAAGAAAAAAAAGAUCAAGAAGUUUUAUAUAUUUCUAUAAAAUAUCCCCCUGAACUAUAUCAAAUGACAAGUCAACCUGUGUUUGAAUUAUUUCAAACUAGAUUUAUUGCUGAAAUUAUUGGGGAAGUUGAAUGGCUUCGAACUAUAGAUUGGACUGGCAUUGCAAAUGCAUUUGGAAAAUGUCUAGUUAUUCGAAUAGUGAUUAAAGAAAAUCAUCAUCGAGAACUUUUACAGUGUCUAAAAAGGUCGAAUAUACCGGGCCUUCCAAGACAUAUUCCUGAGGGAAAAAUUUAUUGUAAUGAAGCUCCCGAUCUUUCUUUCACAUAUUUGGACGAAAGCUUUCGUGUAUUACCUUUCCGAUUAUGUUUCAAAUUAGAAUGCUUACUUUCGCAUUCCAUUUUGUCACCUCACGAAAUACAAAAAUAUAGCCUUGGAGAAAGGUUAACCGAGUUAUAUUUCGAACAAAAGGAGACGAUUGCAUGGUAUGCUUUAAAUCAAAUUGCUGUUAAACAUUGGGAUCCGUCAGACGAGUACUAUAGUCAACGUCCAAUUAGUAUAUUCGAAAUUGCGGUGAACACUUUUCGUGGGGAAUUUACUGAAUGGCAUCCGAGCAAUCCUAAUUUAUCAAAGAAUAAUAAUGAGAGAUGUGCGUGGGUGAAUCAUGCAACUAUUACUCCUACCAAAAUUUAUUUUGAAGGACCAACCUAUGAACCAUCAAAUCGAAUAUUAAGAAAAUAUUCAAAACAUAUUGAUAGAUUUAUUCGUGUCACUUUUAAAGAUGAAAAUUUUGAUCGACUCUUUGUGAACAAUAAAGCUGACGAAAUUUACAAAUUACGAAUAGAAUUAAUAAUGAAAUCAGGUUUCUAUGUGGCCGGAAGGCAAUUUGAAUUUUUGGCAUUUUCUUCUUCACAAUUACGUGAAAGUUCAUGCUGUUCGAUUCAAGCACCUGCUUUAUAUGCGGCGCGUAUGGGUCAAUGUUUUACUAGUACAAUCGGAACUAUUGAACUUGAACAUGAUCAAGUCAUAGAAAUAGAAGAUAUAAAAAGAAAUGGUUACACUUUUAGUGAUGGUUGUGGUACAAUUUCACCAGAUUUAGCAAAACGAGUAACCAAACUUUAUUGGGGAAAUCAACAAAAAAAAGAUAAAGAAGUUCCUUCAGUUUUUCAAAUCAGAUUUGGAGGGAGCAAGGGUGUAGUUUCCGUUGAUUCCACCUUAAGAGGAGAAAUGUUGUGCUUAAGGAAAAGUCAAAUAAAAUUUCCAGCCCCGGUUUCCCGAAAUUUGGAAAUAUGUAAAGUGGUGAAAAAUCCUCUUCCCGCUCAUUUGAAUCGACAAAUAAUUAUGAUAUUGAGUGCUCUUGGUAUUCCUGAUGACGUAUUUUUAAGUUUACAAGACAGAAUGCGAGACGAUAUAGACAAAAUGAUGAAAAAUCCUGAAAAAGCGAAGGAAAUUGUAAAAAGAAGUACGGGGUCCCGUGAAUGUUCACAUAUAACCCGAUGUAUCCUGAGUAUGAUUGAUGAGGGUCUCAUGAGAAGUGGGGAACCUUUUUUAAAAGGACUUUUAGAAUGUAGAAGGAUAUUUGCUUUAAAAAGUUUAAGAUAUCGGGCACGAAUUUUGGCACCAAAUGGGUUUCUUCUUUACGGAAUACUAGAUGAGGUUGGAGUUCUUGAACCCGAUCAAAUUUUCGUUCAAACAUCAACGAUAAACACGGAUAUUCAAACUUUUACUAAAAUGAAUAAAAAAACAAAAAGAAAUCAUAAAAUUUACACUGGGCGUGCGGUAAUUACCAGGAAUCCAUGUUUACACCCUGGUGAUAUACGUUUUGUAACCGCUGUUGAUGUCCCGGCAUUAAGACAUCUUCAUAAUUGCGUAAUUUUUAGUCAGAAAGGAGAUAGGCCAUUACCUAAUUAUUUGUCGGGAGGAGAUUUGGGUGUACUUAUACCUUCCGUUAACGAAGAGCCCAUGAACUAUGAUCCGCCAGAACGAAAAAAGUUAGAUCGGCCUGUAGAGAUAUCUGAUAUUUAUGAAUUCUUUACAGAUUUUAUGAAAAAUAAUCGAUUAGGGCAAAUAGCUAAUCUUCAUAUGGCACUUGCGGAUUUCAACGUUGAUGGAGUGCGUGAUCAACAAUGUAUGAAAUUAGCUGAACAACAUUCCAUGGCUGUUGAUUUUAACAAGUCGGGAGUCCCAGUAACUGAUCGAUUACCAAAGGUGGAACAAUAUCCGGACUUUAUGGAAAAUAAACGGAAAGAUUCAUAUAAAUCUGAAAAAAUUUUAGGUCAACUUUAUCGGAGAAUAGAGAUUGAUCGUCAACCCGAAGAAAACCUUUUACUUAAUUACGAUGGUGAAAUAAUUCCAAAUCAAGAAUUUUUAUUUGAUGGAUAUGAAGACUUUACUGAAGAGGCAGUCAUAGUUAGGAAUACAUUCAAUUUUGAGAUUCGAAGUUUAAUGAAGAAAUUUUCGGUUAAAUCUGAACCGGAAGUGAUAACGGCGAACCUACUUGGUUAUCGUCGUGUAGAUGGACGACAAAAUCGAGAAAUUCGAGAAGCUAUAUCCGGAUCUAUAUCGCAUACAAUACACCAUUAUCGUAAAAAUUUUUUAGCUGAAUUAAGAAAUACUAAUGACGAAUCUGAUAGGUCAUUAGAAAUAGAGGGUGAAACCUUUAGCUAUCACGUGCAUAUACCAAUAAAUGACGAAACUAAAGCGAAAGCGUCAGCGUGGUAUGCUGUUACGUAUGAUAACGAAAAAUAUCCCGAUCAUAUUGAUGAUACUAGACUUUUAAGUUUUGCAUGGGUUGUAGCCGACAUUCUAUUAGCAAUUAGAAUGGAAAAGCAAUUAGAAAUUGUCAAAGAGUUGGUAAAACAAUUGACAAUUGAGUAA
Molecule: messenger RNA, 3546 nt
Organism: Diversispora eburnea
Lineage: Eukaryota; Fungi; Glomeromycota; Glomeromycetes; Diversisporales; Diversisporaceae
Source: the annotation of a GenBank genome assembly